CUGUAACUAGCAAUUUUGUAAAUAUUUCGCAUUCGCAUUUCUGCAGCUGUUUUGUCUGCUAAAAUUUUUAAAUGUUUUUGUUUCUUGCAAUUUUUUUGUGAAUUAUUAGGAUGGCUGCUACUAUAAAUGUUACUUCGCGAAAUCUAACUGAUGUUUUUAUUUUGAUGAGGAACAAUUCUUUACAAACAAAGAAUAUAUUUUCAGAUCAAAUUCUUGAUGACAAGGUAGCAUUAGUUUCUUCAAGGGAGCUGGAAAAUGGACAUGCUUUUUCUCGGUCCUUGGAUUUACCUCCAAUCUGGGUUGAAGGCAUUGAGCAUGUUCAAUAUGAAAUGAGUAGAAUCAAUCAAAAAUUGCAAGAGCUGAAAGCUUUGCAUGAAAAAACUGUUACACGCCCAUCUUUUGAUGAUUCUGUUCACGAAGAGAAAGAAAUAGAAAAUAUUUCUCAAGAAAUAACAAGAAUGUUUCAUCAUUGUCAUAAGAUAAUUCAUCAAAUUCGUGAAAGAAGCCGCGGUUCGACUUCUCAAGAGUAUCAAGUCAGUCAAAAUGUGUUAUCCUCUUUAGUCAGCUCUCUGCAAGAGCUUUCAACAAAGUUUCAUUCAGCUCAGUCUGAACACUUACGCCAAUUAAGAUCUAGGGAAGAAAAAUCUCAACAAUUUUUUAACUCACCAUUUCUACAACAGAACAAUGAUUCUUCUGUAUUUGAUGCUUUACAGGAGGAAAGUUUCAAUCAGAGCUUUUUAAGUGCAUCUGAUCAGCAAGUAAUGAUUCAAAGUAAUAACAUUAUGGUUGAACAAAGGGAAAGAGAAAUCAGACAAAUUGUAAAAUCUAUAUCUGAACUUAAUGACAUUUUUAAAGAUCUGGCAUUCAUGGUUGCUGAGCAGGGAACAGUGUUAGACAGAAUUGAUUACAAUCUAGAACAGGUGCAGACGCAAGUUUCCUCUGGUUUGAAGCAUCUUACAAGGGCACAAACUUACCAUAAGAAGAAUAGAAAAAUAGUAUGGAUAAUGUUUCUUGCUGCUGCUUGUGUAGUUUUAAUGAUAAUGCUAGUCAUUUUUAAGCUGUAGCUUGUGAAAAACUAUGUUUUCCCAACUGAUGAUUUAAAAAUCAUUUAAAAAGUUGCCAAAUAAUAUUCCUUCCUGUUUUACAUUCCAAAGAUAGCUCUAGUAUAUCACUAAGACUCAAAUCUUAUAUUUUUUAAGGUUAUUCAACAAGUUAUUUAAUUUUUAAAACUUUAUUCUCCCCAUUUUUGAAUAGUCAGGUAAGUUCUUGUGUGAAAAUUAUUUAUAAAUGUUAGGUUUAUUGUAUCAUGUGCAAUUUUAGAUCUUGAUAGCAGUUAAAUGAAAAACUUCCAGUAGAAAACGCGCUAUACGAUUUCCAAAUUAUCAUUUUAUUUAGUUUGAAAAAAUGCCUUUUGAAGCCCAUUGUAAUUCCUUUUGUCAGUGAUGAUUUUCAAACUUGUUGAAUAGUCAUGCAUUUAUUUAGCCUAAAUGGGUAAUAGUUUUUAUGAACAAUCGAUCAAACUUAAAGCAGCUAAAAAAAAGUUGCCAUUCUGAUUUUUUGCUUGGAGUCUACUGAGCGAAGUAUUUUACUUGUCACAUUUUUUAAUUAUAUUGUUUUAUCAGUUUUAUAUUUUAGUAAAUAGGUCCCCAUGUAAUGUGUGAAAAUUAAAAGUAGGCUAUUUUGAAUCCUCAUUUGUUUCCUUAUAAAGUUUAUAAAUGGAGUAGUAAAGUUUUAAGAAAAUAAGGGUUAUCUUUAAGUUGCAGAAUAGUAAAAUUAAUGAACAUUUGAAAUUCUAAUUUAAAGUUGCUGAGAUGUAGAAAUAGUAUUAUAAAUGAAAAAUCAGUGUUUUCAUCAUAGAAAAAAAAUGGGUGAGAAUUUCUCACCCUUUUUCAAAAACAGGGUGAGAUUUCAGAAAGUUAAGUAAGAUUUCUAAAAACUAUAAAAACACUA
This is a messenger RNA of Parasteatoda tepidariorum (common house spider), 1950 nucleotides long. It is a transcript of the gene Syx16, whose product is annotated as syntaxin 16. The record is from RefSeq and is a predicted model, not a curated record. NCBI's taxonomy places the organism in Eukaryota, Metazoa, Arthropoda, Arachnida, Araneae, Theridiidae. Gene Ontology annotation, molecular function: SNAP receptor activity; SNARE binding. Gene Ontology annotation, cellular component: SNARE complex; membrane; endomembrane system. Gene Ontology annotation, biological process: intracellular protein transport; vesicle fusion; vesicle-mediated transport.